This is a messenger RNA of Aedes albopictus (Asian tiger mosquito), 1025 nucleotides long. RefSeq lists its product as uncharacterized. The record is from RefSeq and is a predicted model, not a curated record. The transcript has 2 exons. Bases 43 to 990 code for a protein of 315 amino acids. Lineage: Eukaryota; Metazoa; Arthropoda; Insecta; Diptera; Culicidae.
AACGGCUUUCCUGGGAAGCUGACUAGACUGAUUAAAGCAACGAUGGACGGUGUGCAAAACUGCGUAAGGGUUUCGGGUGAACUAUCUAGUUCAUUCGAAUCUCGCCGGGGACUGCGACAAGGUGAUGGACUCUCAUGCCUACUCUUCAACAUCGCUCUGGAAGGUGUGAUGCGACGAGCCGGGCUCAACAGCCGGGGAACGAUUUUCACAAAAUCCGGACAAUUUGUGUGCUUUGCGGACGACAUGGACAUUAUUGCCAGAACAUUUGGAACGGUGGCAGAGCUGUACACCCGCCUGAAACGCGAAGCAGCAAAGUACAUGCUGGUAGGCGGAACCGAAAACGACCGGAUCCGUCUGGGUAGUAAUGUUACGAUAGACGGGGAUACCUUCGAGGUGGUGGAGGAAUUCGUCUACCUCGGAUCCUUACUGACGGCUGACAACAACGUGAGCCGUGAAAUUCGGAGGCGCAUCAUCAGCGGAAGUCGGGCCUACUACGGGCUCCAGAAGAAACUGCGGUCGAAAAAGAUUCACCCACGCACCAAAUGCACCAUGUACAAAACGCUGAUAAGACCGGUAAUCCUCUACGGGCACGAGACAUGGACCAUGCUCGAGGAGGACCUGCAAGCACUCGGAGUUUUCGAGCGACGCGUGCUAAGGACGAUCUUCGGCGGUGUGCAGGAGAACGGUGUGUGGCGGAGAAGAAUGAACCACGAGCUCGCUGCACUUUACGGCGAACCCAGCAUCCAGAAGGUGGCCAAAGCCGGAAGGAUACGGUGGGCAGGGCAUGUUGCAAGAAUGCCGGACAACAACCCUGCAAAGCUGGUGUUUGCAACAGAUCCGGUUGGCACAAGAAGGCGUGGAGCGCAGAGAGCACGAUGGGCGGACCAGGUGGAGCGUGACUUGGCGAGCAUCGGGCGCGACCGAGGAUGGAGAGCGGCAGCCACGAACCGUGUAUUAUGGAGAAAUAUUGUUGAUUCAGUUUUAUCUUGAAUUUGAUGUAAUACUAAAUAAAUGAAUGAAUGAAU